AUGCGUUCAUUUUACCUUGCAGUGCUGKGCCUCAUGGCAACAUCAUCACUCGCGGCUCCCAAGAAAGCCGCUCAGGAGGGCAUCAAUGUUUUCGACGCCGUGGCCAAGUUGAAAUCAGGACCUCAUGUAUAUGUCCACAUCGCGGACGACGGAGUGGCACGAGCUUACGACGAGAACGAAUCCGUUAUCGACUAUGUUCCCUUGACCAAUGACCAGCUUAAGCAGCUGCUCGCGAACCUUCCAGAGCCAUGGAAGAAGGAAGCGGAUCAUUUGCACGCUGUAUUUGAUGACGUCGACGGACGUCAAGUUACGGAUGAGAAACAGUUGCUUGACCCUCCUGCUGAGCUUCGAAAUCCCAUGCCUCGUCAGGCACCUCAGUCUAAGCGCGCCCCCAACCCUCUCCAACAGUCCGACUAUUACUGCAGAGGCCAACCCUGCAUUGAUGGUCCAGCUUGCCGGUUCAUGGGCUGCCGAGGUCGUACGGAUAUAGAUGCUGUCUUACCAGGAGGAGCAGGUAAAGACGAAGAGGCAUCGAAGGCCAUCCCAUCCCUGAAACACUCGCCAUCACUCAAAGGCUUCAACCACCUUGCUACCGACGGAGUGUACCGCAGUUUUAGCUCGAGUGGCGAGGUAGUAGAUUAUAAGCAAUUAAGCCCAGCAGAAAUUACAAUGAUGCUGGAGUUCCAUGAAAAAUAUAUGGACCCAGAGAUUUUUCAGAAGACUAAGAAGAAAUUUGAUGGUGUGGAUGGCAGAAAUGUGACUGAUUUGGAGCAACUACUUCAUCCAGGACCAGAAAUUCGUCCAGUGAGAUUUAGAGAGUGA
Molecule: messenger RNA, 822 nt
Organism: Aspergillus pseudoviridinutans
Lineage: Eukaryota; Fungi; Ascomycota; Eurotiomycetes; Eurotiales; Aspergillaceae
Exons: 2
Coding region: 1-822 (273 amino acids)
Source: RefSeq, a predicted model, not a curated record